AUGGCUGCAUCGGACGAUGGUGUAUUUCGUAUCUUGGUAAUCAAUCCCAAUACAUCCACGCAUAUGACAGAAGCUUUGAAACCCAUCCUGGACCGACUCAACUACGCCGAUGUGCGUUUCAAAUAUUUCACAGCUCCAAACGAGACGCUUACGAUCAACGGCACUGUAUACGAGCCCAUCGCAAGCAUCAAUAAUGGCGAGCAAUCGGCCAAGUCGGCGCUGAACUGCACGUCUGCUCUUGAGCUCGUGCCUCAAUAUGAUGCCUUUUUGGUGGCAUGCUACUCUUGCCAUCCUCUGGUGGGAAUGUUGCGACGGCGCAUCAAAGAGCUUGAGCAGACCAAUGCGUCACGAAAGAAGUAUGUGACGGGCAUUUUCGAAGCUAGCGUUGUUGCUUCCUUGUCCCUGAUCAGCGGAUUUGAUUUUGUGAGCUCGGAAGCUCUGAAGAAGAAGCAGGUUGAAGAGACAUUUGGCAUCAUAACGACCGGCAGUGCAUGGAAAGAUGAGCUCAACGGAGCUGUGAAGGAAAUGUUGGUGGGUCAGGGCUCAUCUUCGCGCUUCGCGGGUGUUGAGACCACGGGGCUUACGGCGGUCGAACUGCAUACAACCGCAUGGGAUGAAGUGAAGAGAAGACUCAUCGAUGCCACUCAAAAGUUACUGAAGAGUGCAUCGAGCCCUGUUGGUGCAAUUUGCUUAGGCUGUGCGGGCAUGGCAGGCAUGGAAGAAGCAAUUCGGGAAGGUUGUAUUCAGGCCUAUGGGGAGGAAGGUCGUCGAGUGAGAAUUGUUGAUGGCGUUGUUGCAGGAGUUGGGAACUUGGUGACAGCCUUCGGCAGUCAGUUCUGGCAACAGCUGUGCCAGGAGCACGGAAUCAGCCAAGACGGAAACCUAGAGGAGUUUGCGACCGAGGGUGGAGAUCGCAAGGAUGUCUUCUUCUAUCAGGUCCUCAAUAACAUCCAAACCGGCCCUUACAAAAACAUCUACAACCCCGAGAACUUCUUCGUUGGACAACAAGGCAUUGGAGCAGGUAACAACUGGGGCGCUGGCUAUGCGGCGGGAGAAGGGGUUCAGGAAGAGAUUUUUGAUAUGAUCGACCGAGAAGCAGAUGGAAGUGAUUCACUAGAGGGAUUCAUGUUAUUACACUCAAUUGCAGGAGGCACAGGAUCGGGAUUGGGCAGUUUCAUAUUGGAGCGGAUGAACGACCGGUUCCCCAAGAAGCUCAUUCAGACAUACUCCGUCUUCCCGGAUACGCAAUCGGUGGAUGUGGUUGUCAACCCUUACAACAGUCUACUUGCGAUGCGGCGAUUGACACAAGACGCCGACUCUGUGGUUGUCCUGGACAAUGGAGCCCUCUCAAGAAUUGUGGCCGAUCGACUUCAUGUGCAAGAGCCUUCUUUCCACCAAACUAACCAGCUUGUUUCAACGGUCAUGUCGGCCUCUACGACCACACUUCGAUAUCCAGGCUACAUGCACAAUGACCUAGCAGGAAUCAUUGCCUCGCUGAUCCCGACGCCACGCAGCCACUUCCUACUCACCUCUUACACACCAUUCACGGGCGAUAACAUCGAGCAGGCCAAGACCGUUCGCAAGACCACUGUUCUGGAUGUGAUGCGACGCCUUCUCCAGCCAAAGAACCGCAUGGUCUCCAUCAACCCCAGCAAGGCCAGCUGCUACAUCAGUAUCCUCAACAUCAUUCAAGGUGAAGCCGAUCCCACCGAUGUACACAAGUCUCUGCUGCGCAUUCGCGAGCGUCGCCUUGCUUCAUUCAUCCCCUGGGGCCCUGCCAGUAUCCAAGUGGCGCUCACCAAUAAGUCACCGUACCUACAGCACACCCACCGCGUGAGUGGUCUCAUGCUGGCAAACCACACCUCGGUCGCCACUCUGUUCAAGCGUAUUCUGAGCCAGUACGACCGCCUGCGCAAGCGCAAUGCCUUCAUCGAGCAAUACAAGAAAGAAGCGCCUUUCUCGGACGGCCUCGGCGAAUUCGACGAAGCGCGCGCCGUGGUCAUGGACCUAGUGCAGGAGUACGAGGCCGCGGAACGGGCCGACUACCUGGACCCCGGGGCCGGAGAAGGACCAGAGAUGGGGGCAUGA
Molecule: messenger RNA, 2088 nt
Organism: Penicillium maclennaniae
Lineage: Eukaryota; Fungi; Ascomycota; Eurotiomycetes; Eurotiales; Aspergillaceae
Product: gamma-tubulin mipA
Exons: 6
Coding region: 1-2088 (695 amino acids)
Biological process (GO): mitotic cell cycle; mitotic spindle organization; mitotic sister chromatid segregation
Cellular component (GO): spindle; microtubule; nucleus
Molecular function (GO): GTP binding; structural constituent of cytoskeleton
Source: RefSeq, a predicted model, not a curated record